CAAACCCAAUGCUAAGAAUAAACUUCAGUGAUCUACAGAGAUCUGAAUUGAUUUAAAAAACGUUUCCAUUGGUGCUAACGUUAGCACACCAUCUAGAUCACUCAAGUGACCGCGAAGUGUAUUCCAAUAUUUGAAUAUUUCUUUACGGCCAAGUGCCACAUCAGCAUAUCGUAUUUUAUCAGCUUCCUAGCUGACUUACUAGUGACUGCAUUUACAGUUGUGUAUUGUAGAUAGCCGAAGCCUAGACAGGCAGAAUGCCACUUUGUAGAUUCAGGGAAUGUGCGUGGGCGGCGACAUGUCACAUUGCUUACCCGCCUUUGUGCGCACGUGUAGAGCUUUGGAUCCAGGUAUAUCAGGCUGACACUGAGGAAAUGUGUGUUAGACAGCAGUUACGAUUGGUUAUAACUUAUAAUUUAAUAUAACUUGGCUAAUCACAGAACGUGAUUUUAUUAUCACGUACUGUGAUUGGACUGUCAUAUGCUUAAUAGCAAACCUAGUUCCAUAAGUUAGCAUUAUUACUACAGUAUUUGUUGCGCAAUCAUUUGGACUUUGAAAGCCUUAAGAUAUUUUAAAGUAACGUAAACAAACUACCAGGGCAGAUUAGCUGACUAGUUACACUGAUUUAAGAGCAAAGAAAGUCAAAAACAUACUGUCGUGGGAAGGUCAACGCUACCUCGGAGACGCUGUGGGGCCCACGUGACCGUUGAUGGCGUCCGGCAGACUGGAGUGACGGUGUCCAUGGGGGUGGUUGCCACCAUGGAGCGCGAGGGCCAGCGGGGGGAGCAGGGGCAGGCGGUGCUGCUGCCCGGGGUGGACCCUCGAAAGAAGCCCUACGUGUGCGGGUCGUGUGCGGCCUUCUCCAACAUCGUCAUCACCUUCCCCAUCCAGAAGGUCCUGUUCCGGCAGCAGCUGUUCGGCGUGCGGGCGGGCGAGGCCGUGACCCAGCUGCGGCGGGACGGGCUGCGGAACCUGUACCGGGGCCUGCUGCCGCCCCUGCUGCAGAAGACCACCACGGUGGCGCUCAUGUUCGGCCUGUACGAGGACUUCUCGCGCCUGCUGCCCCGCCACGCGGGGGCGCCAGAGCUGCUGACCCGCAGCCUGGCGGCCGUGCUGGCGGGCACCGCCGAGGCCGCCUUCACGCCCUUCGAGCGCGUGCAGACGCUGCUGCAGGACCCCCGGCACCACGGCCGCUUCCACAACACCUUCCACACCUUCCGGACUCUUCUGCGAGACCACGGGGUGCGGGAGUGCUACCGCGGCCUGGUGCCCAUCCUGCUGCGCAACGGGCCCAGCAACGCCCUCUUCUUCGGCCUGCGGGGGCCGAUCAAGCAGCGGCUGCCCGAGGCGCAGUCGCCCGCCGCCCACCUGGUCAACGACUUCAUCUGCGGCGGGCUGCUGGGCGCCAUGCUGGGCUUCCUGUUCUACCCGCUGAACGUGCUGAAGGCGCGCAUGCAGGCGCAGGUGGGCGGAGCCUUCGCGCCCUCGCGCGCCGUGCUGCUCACCAUAUGGCGCGAGCGCGACGGCAAGGUCACCCACCUGUUCCGCGGCGCUCACCUCAACUACCACCGCUCCAUCCUGUCCUGGGGCAUCAUCAACGCCACCUACGAGCUGCUGCUCAAGGUCAUGUGACCCCGGGGGGGGGGGGGUGUCACACACACGCCAUCUGAGAAGGAAAGAGAAUGUGAAAACUGUAUGUGAGCGCACGCUGAUGAUGUAAGCACACAUCAUCAGUGAGGGACGGGAGGCGGGUGUCGUUGGUGUUGCACUGGUAAUGAACCCCCAACCACUGGUCCAGCAGCAGUGUUGGGGUGGUGUUGGAGGGGGGUGGGUCAGCGACUGCACGGUUGGAGAGGUGUUCAUCUCUGACUACAAACCCAGCUCAGCAAAGGCCCAGAGUCCCGUUGGCAGUGCAUUAUGGGCACUUAGGGAGCAGGUGAGCGGAGAGUCCUGCAGGAUGGGAGUGUUUCUGUGCUGAAGCUCUUCACUCCUGAAGGAAACGGAGGCUGUGGCUGCAGAGCACACGGAUCAGCGGGGCUCUGGGCACCGGGCCGAGCAUCGUCACACAUCCUGGGUUUCAGGAGCAAAGAACUGAUUCUUCAAAAACCUUUUUUUAAAGAAUAUGGGCCGAAAUGUUUAUUUUCCUGUUGAUUUUCUUAUGUAGAACGUAGUAGUCAGAGAUUUUUGUGUUACUGUUGUCUUUCUUUGACAUUGAUCUCAGCUUAUAAGCCCAAAUCCAAAUUAUGCUGUCCGUGUGCAUUAAAAAAGUGUAAAAACUUCCAUAGCUUGAUGUUGUAUGUGUGGCUGCAUUUGUGCGCAUUGCUGGACCUCCGUGUGGAGGCAAAGGCCAGAACUGCUGCAGCCAGAGAGCUCAUCCUGCGCUCGGCUUGCCCUGCAGAAUCAGAUCUGGCUCCGUUUUCUGCUUCUCGAUGAGAGCGUGAAGCAGAAGCUGCCGUCUGCACCUUUAAACGGGGGAAGGUGCAGUCACAAAGGCCGUUCGGCCAUCUUUAAGUGGCCAGCCUGUUGAAGCACAGAGGGUCUGAAUUACUAAGACCUUUAACACGUAACCUUAUAGCACACACAAAACUAGUAACACAGCCAAGGCAUUAGUUCUGCUUUGAUCUUUGGUUGUGUUGCUGGUUUUGCAUGUGCUAAAAGGUUUUGCUAAAGGUCUCAGUAAAUCAGGCCCAGAGUGUUGCAGUGUUGUCUGAGGACUGAAGGCUUGAGUACUUGUUUCCUGACUGAGCAUAUUAGCUUCCAUUUCCUUUCACCAUUCCAUGCCCCUUCAUUAUCAUCCUUCUUUUUUCCCUUUUAAUCUGCAUGGGAAGCACAUGGGUGGGGUUUGAAAAGAAGGACGGAAUGGAGGAGGGGAGGAGGAUGCAGGGUCUGAAGACAGGCGGGCUGAUUUUAGUCACCUGUUUUUAAAGCCUCUAUGGCGUAAGCUUACGGAUGUUACAGCCUCCUCCUGAUUGGCUUACGGACAUUAUAGCGUAAUCCUCAUUGGCUUACGGAUGUUACAGCAUCCUCCUGAUUAUCUUACAGAUGUUGAAGCGUGCUCCUGAUUGGCUUACAGAUGUUACAGCAUCCUCCUGAUUGGCUUACGGAUGUUACAGCAUCCUCCUGAUUGGCUUACGGUUGUUACAGCAUCCUCCUGAUUGGCUUACGGGUGUUAAAGUGUGCUCCUGAUUGGCUUAAGAACUUUACAGCAAAUCCUACUGUAGAGUGGAAUCUGACUGGUUUGGCUGUUUCUCUGGAGGAGCUUGUGUGUAAGUGUGUAGGUGUGUAAUGUUCAAGUGCACCCCCCUCCGUUAAUGUGGCCCCACAACUCUGAUCUGGGGAGACUGUGCCAUGCAAGGGGAAAAGAACAGCACUGACUGACUUUUACUUAAAAAGGAGGAAUAAAUGUAAAAUAUGAAUCCGAGCUUGUAAUUCUGCAACCAUCCAAUGGUAUUAUGUGACUAAUCUGGUGGGGAGAGGGAACAUGGUGCCAUUUUGUGUCAAGAGUAUGUUAAUUACUGGGAACAUGUGGGAGGGACCUCGGGUGAAACGUCCAAUAAAAGGAGUCCACUAAACUCCGCCAUGCAUAAUGCAGGAGUUCAUAAUGCAUUAACUUUAUGUUUUUUUAUGAUUGUAUAUACUUGUCAUUACACGGUGGAUUAUGAUGUCACCUGCUGUUCAGUACAGACCACCUCAGUGAGAGACAGUCAAAGUUCAGCUCAGACUUUUGGCUUAGAGAGGUUUUGAGAUGUUUGGAGAGAUGGUACAUAAUGAAAAAUGAUUAUAUCUGUGUGUGUGUGUGCAUAUAUGUAUUUAUGCAAGUACAAUCAACACUAUUUGCAGUGGCUAAAAUGAAGUCAUUUAAAACGGGAUGGAAAAUCUCUGCUCAUAAAGGCCGUGGGAAAUAAGCGGGGCAUUCGCUGGCAUUUAUCUGCUUGUGUGAUCGCUCUGUUUUUGCUGGAAAAAUGUUGGCUCUAUUUUUCGGACAAUAAAUGGGUUGUCAGUUUCGCAGACGUUAAGCUCUGUUUAUUGUGUUGGAUACUCUGUGCAGCUGUUUGUCAGUGGUUGGUGUUGGAGGCCUUGCCUGUGUAGACAUUAAGAGUACUCUGAGGUCUUGGGCCUCUGGCCCUUAGCAAGUUAUUUAACGUCUUGUGCUGCCAGCCAAAAAUGCAAAUCAUACAUGGAAUUUUCUGUUCCACUUUACAGAAGAGAGCCGGUGCAUUGGUCCCUCAUAGUGAUACCAGUACCCAAACAAGCCAGCUGUAACCAAGCCCGUAUCACUGCCAGCACUGCAUCAUGGGUAGACAAAUGCUCUUGCUUAACAGGCCAGCAGAUGGUGCACAUCUCCAUGUAAACUCUGCUUUUUCCUUGAGAAACUACAUUCGUUUUCAUGCAGGUAUGCAGAGUAAGCAGAUUUACACAGCCUGAAAUGCCAAACGGUAAAAUUAAGGACCACAUUUACUUCUAUAUUCACAAAUAUUGAAAGAGAGAGUUAUUCACGUAUAACACAAAAGCCUUCAUGUAAGCAUGUAUUGUAUAUUCAUUACAAUAUAGGUUUCUUUCACAAAUGUCAUUUCAUAAUUUCCAUGAAACUGUACCAUAAUAUGCUUGGGUGCAUACUUUCCUUUCUUUUUGUAUGGGAUGGAAAACAAAAAGUACACUUUGUUUCCAGUGUAAAUUAUCAUAAUAAAAGUGAUUAUUGAACUGAUUGAUUUCUAUAUUGUACACAGUUAAAAUGAUUGUGGGUUUCUCAUUUGACAAGGCUGAAACAUAAAUGCAAAUUGGCUGAUUCAUAUUAUAUAUAUUAUAUAGCUAUGAUCUAAUCCUGAAAUCAACUACUUGAUCCUUUUUAGCCCAUAGUCGUGUUGGAUAACGAAUAACCCUCAACUAAACUAAUUGCUAUUUUGGCUUGUUUCAUGCCAUGUUGUUUUUUGUAAUAAAAUAAUUAUAUCGCAUCAAAUACCUGAGUUCACACACCAUAGCUGUGGCCAGUGUCUUCUGCAUUCUCAUUGAAAAAGCCAUUUGAGCUGAUGCUUAAAUUAACAGGUUACACUGCAGCCAGAUCUUGUGACCUAGCAGAACCAUUUGAGCCUGUACUCUGUUGUUUUUCUGUUGGUGGCCCAUAUCUGAAAAUUGCCACCGUCUUACUGAUGAUUAUAAUCUGUGUACUUCUCAUUCGAGUUCAUAAACAAUGGCACUUGAUUGUGCAGAUUGUGGAAAGUUGGACACAGAAAAUUCCUUUAUGGUUUUCCAGACCAGCCAGAUUUGACUGCCAGUUCUCCUUCCGUAAGGAGUCAGCUGCGCCCAAAGUCAUUAAUCAGCAGUGUGUUCAGAUGCAUAAAAGUAUGUAACAGAUUUGUUAAAUUGUAUAUUUGGCAUGAUUAAGGCCAGUUUCUCAUAUAAUCAUAACUUCACACAAACAAAUAUGCUACAGUUCUCAAUGCUUACUUGUGCCAGAACAGCCCUGCAGUGUUUCUGUAUUUAAUACCUUGCUGAAGAGCAAUGAGAUUAAAGAGGUUCCCUCUGAGCGUGCAGACUAAUGGAGGUCCUGUCAGGUUAUAUAUAGUCUGAAUGGAAUCGUGGCACUAGCAGGCUUUUACCGUCUCUGAGCGUGGGUACUGAACGCGGUGUUCUCCGAGCGUGGGUACUGAACACGGUGUUCUCCGAGCGUGGGUACUGAACGCGGUGUUCUCUGAGCGUGGGUACUGAACGCGGUGUUACUGCAGGGGUGCUUUUAUCGGGGUGCGCUCACCUGUCCUGCAGAUUCAGCGCUGGCUGAGCCCCCACCAGCUUGCCACAGCCGGCCCUGCUCCUGGCACUCCUGUUGCCAUCGGAGACAAGGCUGGAAAUGUGUUAAAUAUUUACAUUAUUUUACAUAAUACAAGUGUCUUGGACGACAAAAACAUUUUAAAGUGAAAAUAUUUUCAAAAAUACUAUUUAUUUUAUUUCAAUUGAACAUCUCUCUUAGUGCAGGUAGUGGAAUAUACGAUAAAGACCAGAGACUCAUGUCCACCGCAGAGGACAAAAAUGAACUUCUGGGUCUUGGGAGGAUGUGGGGUUUGUGGGAGUUGGUAAAUGUGGCUGUUCUCCCAUGACCUGAAUAAAUACUGAACCCCCAUAAAUGUGGCUGUUCUCUCCAGAGCUGAAUAAAUAGUGAAACCCCAAGCAGCUUUUGGGACACUGUUUCUGAGGGCCUCCUAACCCUUUAGGGACCUGGGGUCCCAAUCUUUAAUGAUCCCGUGGCAGUUAUCAGUAAGAGAAGGGGGUAGCAGACCGGUAAGUGCAAGCACAGCACUCUGACCCAGGUCAUACAGACGUUCCCUCUUCAUUCGAGCUACAGUAACAGCAUAAUCCCUUAUUUUCUCCAGACUGAGGCAUGUUGCUUACUAUGCUAUAUUGGGCUUCAGUUGAUAAACUUCAGCUGUGAAUCUGAAGUUCAUACUGGGAGUCUGAGACUAAGAGCUUCUCUCACUGCCAUAGGAAGAGAGAGGUUUUGCCAGUGGAACUCAUCCCUUGUUAAAUUACAAAAUCAUUUGUUUGACUGCCAGUGCUUUCGUGUGCCUCGUCUCCCCAAAGAAAACGCCCCUGAACCCUUCCUUGGGUGGAUAUUAAACUUGCACUUUACGUGUGUGGCUAUUUCCUCAAGUCAACACUGCCCUGCUGCACUGUAGUACUGGUGCACUGAGCUCAGCUGGUUUGAGACUGUGGGAUCACUUCUGCGUGGCACAGUUCAGUCCUGCACAGUUAAGUCCUGCACAGUCCUCGUGUUUCUGAUUGUCCUGGUACCACAGCGCAGAGCCUCUUUAUAUUAGCUGUUCUCGUAAUAAAUUUUACCUGCCCUUAUCUUUCAUGCACUGCCACCUUAAAUGGAAUUUCCUCUUUGAACUUUCUCUUUGAUCAAAAGGAACAUUUAAAGGAUUUUGUUGAGUCAUAAAACCAGAAUGUAUAUCCUGUUAUUAAUGUGGUGUGCAUGUGUGUUAUGAGAAAUGCCUUAAUCUGUUGCUGCAUGGCGCUGUAAAGCUUUAUACAUUCUGAUAUUUGCAUGUACAAUCAAGGCAUUAUGCACCAUGUAUGAAUGAUUUCAAUGUGUUUGUGAUUCACUCCCUUUAUUGACUGAAAGUAAAGUUUUUCCUACGU
Anguilla anguilla (European eel) is the source of this 7131-nucleotide messenger RNA. RefSeq names its product solute carrier family 25 member 51a (gene slc25a51a). The record is from RefSeq and is a predicted model, not a curated record. The transcript has 2 exons. Bases 739 to 1629 code for a protein of 296 amino acids. Lineage: Eukaryota; Metazoa; Chordata; Actinopteri; Anguilliformes; Anguillidae.